This is a messenger RNA of Chlamydomonas reinhardtii, 4365 nucleotides long. RefSeq lists its product as uncharacterized. The transcript has 21 exons. The coding region runs from base 221 to 3706 and encodes 1161 amino acids. Gene Ontology annotation, molecular function: protein serine/threonine kinase activity; ATP binding. Lineage: Eukaryota; Viridiplantae; Chlorophyta; Chlorophyceae; Chlamydomonadales; Chlamydomonadaceae. Gene Ontology annotation, biological process: peptidyl-serine phosphorylation; chromosome segregation; intracellular signal transduction. The record is from RefSeq and is a predicted model, not a curated record. Gene Ontology annotation, cellular component: nucleus.
CGUCAAAGUUUAGAUAGGAACAAGCGUAGAUUUUACACCGCCACGAGCGCUGCUUGCGUGGGGUGUCGUCUGUCGCGCUGUCUCGUCUCAACGCAGGGCGGGAAGUAUCCUACUAGGGUCAGGCUUGAACUUUUUUUACUUGAUUCUAGAUUUAUACUGCAUACUCUCAUAAGUCCAUUGCGGGAAGGCUGGAAGGAAGCACAGGGGCCAGCUAGCUCAAAUGCAGGCUCCUGGCGCAUCCGAGGCUUCGGGGGUCAGCCCGCUUCUAGCCAGCAUCAGCAGUAACGAUGCAAAGAUUCUCGCGCUGGAGAGGCGGAUGACGGGCCACGAUGCUUCCAUGGCCGCAGCGGCAUGGCCAUCCAUGGGCCCAGGCUCGCUCGCAACCGCGCCGACCUUGUCCCACGCUGCGCCAGAUGCCGCGGCUGGAGCUCGUGCCACGCAAAGGGCGUCAGACUCGGGCGUAGCGACAGGCUACGGCGGGAUUUCUCAGCGGCAGCCCUUGGCAUCGCUAGCGGUCGGUGCGCAGCUCCCAGCUCUCGGUGCCGCAGCAGCUGCCUCGGGCCCGGCUGGGCCUGGUGCGCACCCUGACGCGAAGCGCCGCCGCACGGGUGCUGGUGCAGCUGCGGCCAGCUCCCCGCCUGACGCCGGCGCCUCCGUCGCUGCGGCUGCUGCUGCUGCUGCCACCGCCGCGGUAGCGGCCGCCUCUGCCUCGGCCGCCUCCGCCGCUGCUGCGGCGGCCGCGGGGUCGGGCCGCAUGCCCCUCGGGGACAUCACGCCGCCGGCAUUGGAGCGACAGGCGUCGGGAGUGCUGCUGACCUCAACGGACGCGUCGGUGGCCGCCGCCCGCGCCGCCGCCGCCGCCGCCGCCGUCACAGCCACCACCGCCACGCCCGCAGCCGCCGCCGCGGCUCCGGGGGGUGCAGCAGCAGCAGCGGCAACCGGCGGUCGCGGCACCGGCGGCCGCUCCCGCAAGCGCAAGCAGCAGGAGCCCCGGCAUGACCCCAAGAACGCGCCCACAGGCGCCGCCGCCGCCGCGCCCAACGCCAAUGCUGCUGCGACUGCUACUGCGGCUGCUGCCGCUGCUGUUGCGGCGGCGGCGGCGGCCCCAACUCCCGCCACCGCCGCCGCGGGUAAGACGCCGCCGCUAUCGGCGCUCGUGCUGGGGACCGCCGCCACCGUCGCCGCCGCCGCCACCGCCGCCGCCACCGCCGCCGGCGCCACGGGGCAGCAGCCUGCAGGGGGCGGCGGCUCGGGCACACCCCCACACGACCCGCCACAACUGGGCCUGCAGCAGCAGCAACAACAACAGCAGCAACAACAGCCGCUACAGCCGCUGCCGCAGCCGCACUCCACACCGCGCGGCGUGGCCACCCGCCACCUCCUCUUCGACGACGGCGCCGCCGCCGCCGGGGCCGGCCGGACCUCCAGUGUGGGCGGCCGCGCCAACAGCGGCCGCGGCGGCGGCGGCGGCGCCCCCGCCUCCGCCUCGGCGCAGAAGGGCGCGCGGAGCAUCCUGAGCUACUUCCCGGCAGUGGUGGGCGCUGCAGGAGGAGGUGGUGGUGCCGGUGCCGGUGGUGGUGGUGCAGGCGGUGGUGUUGGGGCGGCGGGGUCUGGCGGGGUGGGUCUUGCGGGAGCGGUGGCGAACCUGUUUCCGGACCAGAGCUCCCGGGAUGGUCUGCCGCCGCCGCUGCACCAGCACCAGCAGCAGCAGCAGCACCAGGGGGCCUCAGCACGGGCGGCGGCGGCGGCGCAGUCCGGGCCGGGCGAGGAGUCCUCGGCGGUGGCGGCGGCGGCGCUGCAGCAGCAGGUGUCGCAGCUGCAGGCUCAGGUGAUGCAGGUGCAGUCGGCUCUGGCGGCGCAGCAGGCGGCGGCGGGGGCGGAGAUCGAGCGGCUGAGGCGGGAGCAGGAGGCCCGCAGUGCGGAGGUGGCGGCUCUGCAGGAGCGCUGCAGGGCCGCCGAGGCGGCAGCCGCCCAGUCCGCGGCGGCGGAGGCGGCGGCGCGCUCAACCCUGGAGGCGCUGCAGGCCUCCUCCUCCGCUGAUAGCUCGCGCUGGGCUGCGGAGGCGGCGGAGGCGGCGCGGGUGGCGGCGGAGCGGGAGGCGCGCUACCGGGCAGAGCUGGCGCGGCUGGUGCAGUCCUCUGCCCGCCUGGAGCGCGAGGGCUGCCGCGCCGCCCUCAGCGCCAACGCCGCGCGCCUGGGCACGCUGAGCCUGGUGCGCACCGGGCCCAUGCAGCUGGCGGAGACGUGGGAGGACGGCACGGCCUUUCAGCAGCUGGCGGCGCGGCGGGCGGCGCUGGCGGCGGCGAGGGAGGAGGUCACAGCGGCACAGAAGGCGCUGCGCAAGCGGCUCGCGCCGCCGCCCUCCGGCGCCCGCUCCGCCGCCGCCGCCGCCGCCACUGCUGCCGCUGCCGCUGCCGGGGCGGCGGAGGACUCGCACCUCCACUCCUUGGGCGGCUUCGAGCACACAAACUCGCGCACCCUCGGCGCGGGCACCGGCACAAACACCAAUGCUGGCUACCUGAUCGGUCACGAGUUUGUGGCGGCAGAUGAGGUUUUCAAGACCCGGCUGGCCCUGCUGAAGCGCGAGGAGGAGGCGCUGAGGGAGGAGGCCGAGCGCCUGGAGCGGGACAAGCUCAAGCAGAUCCGCUGCCUCAAGCUGUCGCGGGAGGAGGAUGCCAGCCGCUUCGGGCGCUGGCCGGUGCUGCCCGACCGCCCGGGGCCAGAGGGCCGGCCGCGCUACGUGUUGAUGAACCUGUUGGGCAAGGGCGGCUUCAGUGAGGUGUUCAAGGCGUACGACCUGGCCGAGGCGCGGCACGUGUGUGUCAAGAUCCACGCGCUCACACCCGGCUGGAGUGCCGUCAAGAAGGAGAGCUACGUGCGGCACGCCAUCCGGGAGUACGACAUACACCGCAGCCUGCGGCACCCGGCCGUGGUGGCGUUGCUGGACGUGUUGGAGAUCGACGCCGACACCUUUGCCACCGUGCUGGAGUGCUGCGAGGGCGGCGACCUGGACGCACUGAUGCGCGAGCACAAGACGCUGCCGGAGCGCGAGGCGCGGUGCCUCAUGGCGCAGAUAUUCAGCGGCCUCAGGUACCUGGCCUCCCGCCGCGUCAUCCACUACGACCUCAAGCCCGCCAACAUCCUGUUCGACGGCCUGGGGCAGGCCAAGAUCACCGACUUCGGGCUCAGCAAGACGGUGGGCGAGGGCUGCACGCAGGCCGGCAUCGAGCUGACCUCGCAGGGCGCCGGCACCUAUUGGUACCUGCCGCCCGAGGCCUUUGAGACGGGCGGGCCCGCGCCGCCGCGCAUCAGCAACAAGUUGGACGUGUGGUCGGCGGGCGUCAUCUUCUUCAGCCUAUUGUACGGCCGCAAGCCCUACGGCGAGUCCAUGUCUCAGGAGCAGAUGCUGCGGGAGCGCGUCAUGGCGCAGCAGCGGCAGCCGGACUUCCCAGCCAGGCCGGCGGUGAGUGCGGAGGCGAAGGACUUUAUUCGCCGCUGCCUCGCCUGGCACCAGGACCAACGCCCGGACGUGGAGGCGGCUGCCACCGACCCCUACCUCACAGGCGUGCAGCCAACACCGCAGCAGCAGCAGCAAGCAGCCGCAGCAGCAGCUGCAGCAGCAGCCGGAGGCGGCACCAAUGGCAGCAGCAGUGGCAACAGCAGCGGGGCGGCGAUGAGCAUUGGGGCAAUGCUGGCGCGGCGGUAGACAUAGAGGCAGAGGCGGAUGGCGGUUGGUCAAAUGCCAUAACCAAUGCCAGUCAGGGCCCAGCUACCGUAUUGUGGGAAAUGUGGGGAAGGGGGCAGGAAGGAGGAGGCUUGACGCGGGCCUGUGGUGUGUGUGGUGCUGGGUUGGGGCAGAGAGGUGGGUUAGGCUUGCGGGCGUGCGCAAUUUGUUUCUGAAACCAAUGCCUCUGGUCAUUCAAGCCCAGCCCGACAGUAUAGCAUGGCUCACAUGGAGGGCGGCUGCAGGAGGUCAGACAGCACAGCAGUGCACCCGUAAGGCAGGUUCAUGUAGUGUGGCAGGAGUAUGCAGCGGCGCGGUCGCAAAGUUUGUGGCCGUUGGAGGCUUCGUGGAUUGGCAGUAGUGACCUUGGUAGUGACGGCGGUUGGCACGGCUGUGCGUGCGAAAAUGAGUCUGCGGGAGCAUGGCAUGAUUGGGCAGGAAGAUUGCACUGGUUGCAAGAGGGACCUGCUGACGUAAUUCACGAGCCAGUGAUGUGGAACGCAAUCACCCUGUUCUGGACCCGAGAGGAGGAAGGUACAUGUCGGGGUUAUCGGCUUCACAAGGGCCCCUGGGCCGGGGCCUCGGUUUCUACAGGGACAGGAAUGCACGUCGUGCUCACCACUGUGUAACCAUACACAAGA